GGCUGCUCAGCCGCCCUCAGAACUUCCUCUCCUGUAACUGAGUUUGCCUCUUCCCCGCCUUUCCCGGGCUCUCGGCAGAUCUCGGGGGGAUCUUGAGCGCGUGCAGGCGGCCGCACCCGGCGAGCCCCACGGCUGGGGGCGGAGGUCGGGAGCGCCGGCUCGGGCCCGCGAUGGCGGGGUCCUGGCUCAGGUGGGGGCUCCUGCUCUGGGCAGGGCUGCUCACUACGUCCGCUCAGGGCCGGGUACGGAGGAUCACGUACGUGGUGCGCCCGGGCCCCAGCCUGGCAGCGGGAGCCUUGCCCCUGGGCGGGCCCCCGCGCCCGCGGACCUUCAACGUCGCGCUGAACGCCAGGUACAGUCGCAGCUCAGUGGCUGCCGGGCCCCCCAGCCGUGCCUCCCCAGGGGUACCGUCGGAACGGACUCGGCGCACGAGCCAGCCUGGUGGCGCUGCCCUGCAGGGGCUCCGGCCACCACCGCCACCGCCUGAGCCGGCGCGUCCCGGGGGCUCCGGCGGGCAGCUCCACCCCAAGCCCGGAGGUCACCCGGCGUCUGUGCAGUUCGCCAAACAAGGCAGGCAAGUCGUGCGAUCCAAAGUGUCGCAGGAGACUCAGAGCAGCGGGAGCUCAAGGCUGCAGGUUCACCAGAAGCAGCAGCUGCAGGGGGUCAAUGUGUGUGGAGGGCAGUGCUGCCACGGCUGGAGUAAGGCCCCUGGCUCCCAGAGGUGCACCAAACCCAACUGCGUUCCGCCAUGCCAGAACGGAGGGAUGUGUCUCCGGCCUCAGCUCUGUGUGUGCAAACCAGGGACCAAGGGCAAAGCCUGUGAGGUAACGGCGGCCCAGGACACCGCGUCACCCGUCUUUGGAGGGCAGAGUGCUGGGGCUGCUUCCUCCUGGGCCCCUGCUGAGCCAUCAGUGAAACACACUUCGUCUAAGAAGGCAGACACGCUACCAAGAGUCAGUCCCGUGGCCCAGAUGACCUUGACCCUCAAGCCGAAGCCUUCAGUAGGACUCUCCCAGCAGAUACAUUCUCAAGUGACACCCCUUUCCUCCCAGAACGUGAUGAUUCAUCACGGCCAGGCCCAGGAGUACGUGCUCAAGCCCAAGUACUUCGCAGCCCAGAAGGUGCUCUCGGGGGAGCAGUCCACGGAAGGUUCGUUCCCUUUCAGAUUCGGGCAGGAUCAAGUCUCCGCACCUUUCCAGUUGAGUAACCACACUGGUCGCAUCAAGGUGGUCUUUACUCCGAGUAUCUGUAAAGUGACCUGCACCAAGGGCAGCUGUCAGAACAACUGUGAGAAGGGGAACACCACCACUCUCAUUAGUGAGAAUGGUCAUGCUGCCGACACCCUGACGGCCACGAACUUCCGAGUGGUAAUUUGCCAUCUUCCAUGUAUGAAUGGUGGCCAGUGCAGCUCGAGGGACAAAUGCCAGUGCCCGCCGAAUUUCACAGGGAAGCUCUGUCAGAUCCCGGUCCACGGUGCCAGCAUGCCCAAACUUUAUCAGCAUUCCCAGCCGCCGGGCAAGGCCUUGGGAACGCACGUCGUCCACUCCACACAUACCUUGCCUCUGACCAUGAAUGGUCAGCAAGGAGUCAAAGUGAAGUUUCCUCCCAACAUAGUCAACAUCCACGUGAAGCACCCUCCUGAGGCUUCGGUCCAGAUCCAUCAGGUUUCACGAAUCGAUGGCCCAACGGGCCAGAAGGCGAAAGAAGGCCAGCCAGGCCAGUCCCAGAUCUCCUACCAAGGGCACCCCGUCCAGAAGAGCCAGACCGUCCAGAAGAGCCAGACCGUCCAGAAGACCCAGACCGUGCAUUCCACGUACUCCCACCAGCAAGUCAUCCCUCACGUCUACCCCGUGGCCGCGAAGACCCAGCUUGGCCGGUGCUUCCAGGAAACCGUCGGGUCACAGUGUGGCAAAGCGCUCCCCGGCCUCUCCAAGCAGGAGGACUGCUGCGGAACCGUGGGCACCUCCUGGGGCUUUCACAAAUGCCAGAAAUGCCCCAAGAAGCCAUCUUAUCACGGAUAUAACCAAAUGAUGGAAUGUUUACAAGGUUUUAAGAGGGUUAACAACACCUUUUGUCAAGAUAUUAACGAAUGCCAGCUGCAGGGCGUGUGCCCCAAUGGUGAGUGUUUGAAUACCAUGGGCAGCUAUAGAUGUACCUGCAAAAUGGGAUUUGGGCCGGAUCCUACCUUUACAAGUUGUGUUCCGGACACCCCUGUGAUCUCGGAAGAGAAGGGGCCCUGUUACCGUCUGGUCAGCCCCGGAAGGCAGUGCAUGCACCCCCUGUCCGUGCACCUCACCAAGCAGCUCUGCUGUUGUAGUGUGGGCAAGGCCUGGGGCCCACACUGUGAGAAAUGUCCCCUGCCAGGCACAGCUGCUUUUAAGGAAAUCUGUCCUGGUGGAAUGGGUUAUACGGUUUCUGGCGUUCAUAGACGCAGGCCAAUCCAUCACCAUGUAGGUAAAGGACCUGUAUUUGUCAAGCCAAAGAACACUCAACCUGUUGCUAAAAGUACUCAUCCUCCACCUCUCCCAGCCAAGGAAGAGCCAGUGGAGGCCCUGACUUUGUCCCGGGAGCACGGGCCAGGAGUGGCGGAGCCAGAAGUGGCAACUGCACCCCCUGAGAAGGAAAUACCUUCACUGGAUCAGGAGAGAACCAGACUUGAGCCUGGGCAACCCCAGCUCUCUCCAGGCAUUUCAACUAUUCAUCUGCACCCACAGUUUCCAGUAGUGAUUGAAAAAACAUCACCUCCUAUACCUGUGGAAGUAGCUCCUGAAGCUUCUACCUCAAGUGCCAGCCAAGUUAUUGCACCCACUCAAGUUACAGAAAUCAAUGAGUGUACUGUGAACCCUGACAUCUGUGGAGCAGGACACUGCAUUAACCUGCCGGUGAGGUACACCUGUAUAUGCUACGAGGGCUACAAGUUCAGCGAGCGACAGAGGAAAUGUGUUGACAUUGACGAAUGCACGCAGGCCCAGCACCUCUGCUCCCAAGGGCGCUGUGAAAACACGGAGGGAAGUUUCCUGUGUAUUUGCCCCGCCGGAUUUAUGGCCAGCGAGGAGGGUACCAACUGCAUAGAUGUUGAUGAGUGCCUGCGGCCGGACGUGUGUGGGGAAGGUCACUGCAUCAACACCGUGGGGGCGUUCCAGUGCAAAUACUGCGACAGCGGGUACCGCAUGACCCCAGGGGGACACUGUGAGGACAUUGAUGAAUGUUUGACUCCAACCACUUGUCCGGGUGAGCAGUGUGUGAAUUCUCCUGGAUCUCACCAGUGCGUCCCCUGCACAGAAGGGUUCCGUGGGUGGAACGGGCAGUGUCUCGAUGUGGAUGAGUGCCUGGAACCGAAGGUCUGCACCAACGGCACUUGCUCCAACCUCGAAGGCUCCUACAUGUGCUCCUGUCACAAGGGCUACAGCCCGACUCCAGACCACAAGCACUGCAAAGAUAUCGAUGAAUGCCAGCAAGGGAACCUGUGCAUAAAUGGGCAGUGCAAGAACACCGAGGGCUCCUUCAGGUGCACCUGUGGGCAGGGCUACCAGCUGUCCGCUGCCAAAGACCAGUGUGAAGACAUCGACGAGUGCCAGCACCAGCACCUCUGCACCAACGGGCAGUGCAGGAACACGGAGGGCUCCUUCCGCUGUGUCUGUGACCAGGGUUACCGGGCAUCCGCCCUCGGGGACCACUGUGAAGAUGUUAACGAAUGCUUGGAAGACAAGAGCGUGUGCCAGGGAGGAGGCUGCGUUAACACCAAAGGGUCCUAUGAUUGCACGUGUCCGGACGGGUUCCAGCUGAACGACAACAAAGAGUGUCAAGAUAUUAAUGAAUGUGAGCAGCCUGGGCUCUGUGGUCCUCAUGGAGAGUGUCUAAACACAGAUGGUUCUUUUCACUGUGUCUGCGAACAGGGUUUCACAAUCUCUGUAAGUGGCCGUACAUGUGAAGAUAUUGAUGAGUGUGUAAACAACACUAUUUGUGACAGUCACGGGUUUUGUGACAAUACGGCCGGCUCCUUCCGCUGCCUGUGUUAUCAGGGCUUUCAGGCCCCACAGGAUGGGCAAGGGUGUGUGGAUGUGAACGAAUGUGAACUGCUCAGUGGCGUGUGCGGCGAAGCCUUUUGUGAGAAUGUGGAAGGCUCCUUCCUGUGUGUGUGUGCUGACGAGAGCCAGGAGUACAGCCCCAUGACCGGGCAGUGCCGCUCCCGGGCCUCCGCAGAUGUCGAGGUGGAGCAGCCCAAAGAAGAAAAGAAGGAGUGCUACUACAACCUCAACGACGCCAGUCUCUGUGACAACGUGCUGGCCCCCAAUGUCACCAAACAGGAGUGCUGCUGCACCUCCGGCGCUGGUUGGGGGGACAACUGCGAGAUCUACCCCUGCCCGGUCCUGGGGACAGCUGAAUUCACUGAAAUGUGUCCUAGAGGGAAAGGUUUUGUCCCCGCCGGAGAGUCCUCUUACGAAGCUGGUGGCGACGACUAUAAAGAUGCGGACGAGUGUCUACUUUUUGGACAAGAAAUCUGCAAGAAUGGCUACUGUUUGAACACCCAGCCUGGUUAUGAAUGCUACUGUAAGCAGGGGACAUACUACGACCCCGUCAAACUGCAGUGCUUCGAUUUGGAUGAGUGCCAAGACCCCAGCAGCUGUAUCGAUGGCCAGUGCAUCAAUACAGAAGGCUCCUAUAACUGCUUCUGCACCCACCCCAUGGUCCUAGAUGCUUCAGAAAAAAGAUGCAUACGACCAUCGGGAUCGCACGAACAAGUCGAAGAAACCGACGUCUACCAAGACCUGUGCUGGGAGCACCUGAGCGAGGACUACGUGUGCAGCCGGCCCCUGGUCAGCAAGCAGACCACGUACACAGAGUGCUGCUGUCUGUACGGCGAGGCCUGGGGCAUGCAGUGCGCCCUCUGCCCCAUGAAAGAUUCAGACGACUACGCGCAGCUGUGCAACAUCCCCGUCACAGGACGCCGGCGGCCGUACGGACGGGACGCCUUGGUCGACUUCAGCGAACAGUACUCUCCAGAAGCUGACCCCUACUUCAUUCAGGACCGAUUUUUAAAUAGCUUUGAGGAGCUGCAGGCUGAGGAAUGCGGCAUCCUCAAUGGGUGUGAAAAUGGCCGCUGCGUGAGGGUGCAGGAAGGCUACACCUGCGACUGCUUCGACGGGUACCACCUGGAUAUGGCCAAGAUGACCUGUGUCGACGUGAACGAAUGUGACGAGCUGAACAACCGGAUGUCUCUCUGCAAGAACGCUAAGUGCAUCAACACCGAGGGCUCCUACAAGUGUUUGUGUCUGCCAGGCUACGUGCCUUCCGACAGGCCGAACUACUGCACUCCGUCGGAUGCCGCCCUGAGUCUAGAGAAAGACAGUGACCUGGAGUGAAUGAAUGUCCGCAUAACUGAAGCCCGUACACUCUGCACUGUGUAAAGGAAAAGAGAGAAAUGUAUUAUACUUGAGACAUUGUACCUAACCCAGCAUGCGGGGAGCAACGGGAACAUCGCGGUAUUGCAUACUCUCGGAAGACGAUGCGAGGAUUCGGUGUGCGCCUGACUGGUGGAGCAGACCAAAUGGACAUUUCUCUGAAAAACCAGUAUAUAUAGUCUGUUCAUAUGUAAAAUUCAGUGGAAAAGAGGUGGAGCAGUGCUGUUAUUUUAAACAGAAGUUUGUAUUAUUAUGUUGUCUUGUUUUUUUUUUAUUAUUGCUUGAUUAAAUUUGGCAUUUAAAUAGUGGUGGAAAUAUUUUAUAUGAUUUUCAUUUUUUGGUUGUGCAGUUCCUUGGCUAUUGUUUUUCUUUUCCCUCAGAUUUUUUUUAAAGUCUCAAGUGCACAAGUCGUUGAUAAAAUAUUGUUAAAUUGUAUUGUAAGUAUUGUGACACAGGGUUAUGCUAUUCCUAGUCUGGAACAUUUUUAAAUUCAACUUGUCUGUCCUGUGGAGCAGAUGAGCUUUGUUUCAAAACUUUUAUACACAUUUGGAGAAAAGUACUUUGUAUUUACGGUGUAUUGUCUGAUCUUGAUGUCCAUCCGUAGCCAAGCUGCUGGCAGGUGUCGGUUGGUCCCUCUCCCACGCCGAAGUGGAAGCACCAGUGAGCACAUGAGUGCCGAGGUGUGGGAAGUGCGCCCAGCAACAUUGUGUGACAACUCGAUGAUCCCAGCAUAUUUACCAUUGUAUAUGAAAGCAAAAUAAAUCACCAUUUUUUUUAGAAAAAA
Molecule: messenger RNA, 6186 nt
Organism: Phyllostomus hastatus (greater spear-nosed bat)
Lineage: Eukaryota; Metazoa; Chordata; Mammalia; Chiroptera; Phyllostomidae
Gene: LTBP1
Product: latent transforming growth factor beta binding protein 1
Exons: 34
Coding region: 171-5363 (1730 amino acids)
Molecular function (GO): calcium ion binding
Source: RefSeq, a predicted model, not a curated record